AUGCAAGGCACGCUCCUCCCGAGGGUGUGUGAUAAAGGCAGAAGUGAAGUUACGGUUGAGGGGAAGCUGAAAACACUACGUCGGAAGGAAGAGGUAGGUGAAAUUCGCUGGUGGUAGUUGUUCAAUAUGCCCGGCAGCUGACAUCUCGCUGUACCCAAUUAUAAGGUAAAUUUAUUGGAUUGAAAUGGCGCAGUGACUGGACCAGAUAUAGCGAGGAAGCGCUUCAUAUAAGAAUAGAACAGAAUCUGCGAGCGACGUGUGAUCUACAGGUGCACUGGUAACACUAUCCCUGUUGUUGACGGCUGAGGUGCAAAUUAUAUAUAGUUUAACAGAAGUGUUCUCAAAAUGAAACGACAACUACCAGUUUUUCCCCACCGAUUUUCACCGUACAAUGAAAUGCCUAGUAGGAUAGGAAAAUGUAUCCCAAUACAGUUUAAUUGAGGUUGCGCAUAAGCUAGUCUACAUAUCAUUUUAAAUGUUGAUAUUUGGUUGGGUUGUUAACCAAACACAUUAAUUUUGUAAUGCAGUAAAUAGCCUAAAGUUAAGGCUAUCUUACAAACUAAUGUAACGGUAUUUAUUCAACCUUUAAAAUGAGUAACAUCCGUGUCUACAUUUUGAGGUUAGCCCAAUAUAACUAUUAAUGUCUUCUUAUGUAAUCAUAGAAAGCGUGUAUGUUCAAGAUAACAUGCAAAAGUCGCAGGUCUUCACAAUUGCUAUAAAAAUCUUCGCAGAAUCUCGAACAGCAUUGAUCACUUGCACUAUGUACUUUAAAAGUGAACUCAACGGCAAUCCAGGACAUUUGGUUGUGCUGUUAGAUGAAGCACAGUGAUAACACAUGAAGUUGUUGUAUAAAUACAAAAUAUCUAACAUUGUAUUCCCAUUGGACCUUUUUUCUCCUUUUAAAUGAUUGAACACGCAGUGAUAACACAUUUAGAUGACAACUAAACCAAAAAUCAGACAUUGUUUUUCCAUUGGAAUUUGGUUGUGCUUUUAUACUGAACAAAAAUAUAAACGCAACAAUUUCAAAGAUUUUACUGAGUUACAGUUCAUAUAAGGAAAUCAGUCAAUUUAAAUGAAUUAAUUAGGCCCUAAUCUAUGGAUUUCACGUGACUGGGCAGGGGUGCAGCCAUGGGUGGGCCUGGGCGGGCAUAGGCCGACCCACUGGGCAGCUAGGUCCACCCACUGGGGAGACAGGCCCAAACAAUCAGAAUACGUUUUUCCCCACAAAAGGGCUGUAUUAUAGACAGAAAUACUCCUCAGCACCCCCCACCCCACCGCAGACUGCGUCUGCGUUUGUGAGGCCGGUUGGACGUACUGCCAAAUUCUCUAAAACGACUUUGGAGGCAGCUUAUGGUAGAGAAAUUAACAUUAAAUUCUGUGGCAACAGCUCUGUUGGACAUUCUUGGAGUCAGCAUGCCAAUUGUACGCUCCCUCAAAACUUGAGACAUCUGUGGCAUUGUGUUGUGACAAAACUGCACAUUUUAGUGGCCUUUUAUUGUCACCAGCACAAGGUGCACCUGUGUAAUGAUCAUGCUGUUUAAUCAGGUUCUUGAUAUGCCACACCUGUCAGCUAGAUGGAUUAUCUUGGCAAAGGAGAAAUGCUCACUAACAGGGAUGUAAACAAAUUUGUGCACAACAUUUUAGAGAUACGCUUUUUGUGUAUGGAAUAUUUCAGGGAUUUUUAAUUUCAGCUCAUGACACAUGGGACCAACUUUACAUGUUGCGUUUACAUUUUUGUUCAGUGUAGAUAGUUGUAAGCAUAGUGAUAUCACAUUGGGAAUUCUACAAACUUUUGGCAAUUUUUGAGUGGGUGAAUAAAGGUUGAAAUCUCAUUGAUCAACGUCAACCAAAUAUUACCCACAUUUCCAUGUUGAAGUGACGUGGUGUUCCCAGGGGGAUAUUAAAUGAAUUUGGCCAAGGGGUAUGUCAAACAAAUUUAGAGGGUACAAUAAAAUACAAUGUAAUAGUAUUCAUCAACAAUAGGCUACCCUUAGAUGCACAACAGGGCCUGGGAGGCUCACAGUACUCCAUCCACUAUCCAGUUUUCAACUCAAUACUUGUAUUCGCUAAAAAAUGUUAUUUAAGAUUUAAAACUGCAAAAUGUUCUCUUUGUCCCAUGGCAAAAUGUGUAGAAUUUCCCGAGACGUGGUUAGGCCAGCCAUGCGCUGCAGCAGUCAUAGUAAAACAACUUGUAUGCUAUUUUUAUCGCAUUCUAAAGUCAGAGUUGUGUUCUGAUUUUGACGCUGUCCCUGAUUAAUUGAAAUCUCAAAAGGGGUCCCUGAACCCCUGGGCUAGCCUACCUGCCUACCAAUAUUACAUUUAAAAAUUGAGUCUCUUUUCUUUUCUUUUCUUUUCUUUUCCUUUCUUUCUUUCUUUCUUUCUUCUUUUCUUUCUUUCUUUCUUUCUUUCUUUCUUUCUUUCUUUCUUUCUUUCUUUCUUUCUUUCUUUCUUUCUUUCUUUCUUUCUUUCUUUCUUUCUUUCUUUCUUUCUUUCUUUCUUUCUUUCUUUCUUUCUUUCUUUCUUUCUUUCUUUCUUUCUUUCUUUCUUUCUUUCUUUCUUUCUUACUCUAGACAGGAUGAGGACAGGUGUCUGAGUAUCAGUAUGAGUUGUUGGCACAGAGUCAAGACAUGCCAGUGCCACAGACAAUUGUCUGGAGUUUCUGUCUGUCCGGACUCUAUGUCCUGAACCUUUCCGGCAGGGUACACAGCUCGCUCUAUUGCUCUCUCGCAUGUGUGACCUCAUCACUGCUUAUCUAUUUGUUGAUUGAUGGCCAACUAAUCCGUUUCCAAAUGUUUGUCCAUCCUCGAGUUAGUAUCAGGAGUAAUAGUAUGUUUUUUGAAGGAUUAUUUUUAUUAUGUCUUUUGUGGCCUAGUUAUACCUAGUUAUGUAAUACUAUUUGCUGAUGUAUUUAAGAACAUACACACACACACACACAUAAACAAACACUAAUUGGUGCUCAAAUAAGGAGCAGCAGCAAGCUUUACGUGAUACACAUUGAAAAUCUUGUACAUACAAUGGCCCUUUGUGUCCACUCAGUGGGAGCCCCAUAACGCUGCCACCCACUGUUGUUUGCUCUGUAGAAACAAUUACUGCACCUCACCCAGUCUAGUCUGCCUGCCUGAUCCAGGCAAUUUGUUCCUUUCGAAAUUGUAGUCUGCCAGCAUUCUUCUGAUCAUUAUAAGCACUAUAUCCUGCAUAGCAACACAAAACAAAGGAUAUAAUCUCACUGUCAACUGCGUUUAUUUUCAGCAAACUUAACAUGUGUAAAUAUUGUAUGAACAUAACAAGAUUCAACAACUGAGACAUAAACUGAACAAGUUCCACAGACAUGUGACUAACAGAAAUUGAAUUAUGUGUCCCUGAACAAAGGGGGGGUCAAAAUCAAAAGUAACAGUCAGUAUCUGGUGUGGCCACAAGCUGCAUUAAGUACUUCGGUGCAUCAGAUUUGCCAGUUCUUGCUGAGAGAUGUUACCCCACUCUUCAAACCAAGGCACCUGCAAGUUCCCGGACAUUUCUGGGGGGAAUGGCCCUAGCCCUCACCCUCCGAUCCAACAGGUCCCAGACGUGCUCAAUGGGAUUGAGAUCUGGGCUCUUUGCUGGCCAAUGCAGAACACUGAUAUUCCUGUCUUGCAGAAAAUCAUGCACAGAACGAGCACUAUUGCUGGUGGCAUUGUCAUGCUGGAGGGUCAUGUCAAGAUGAGCCUGCAGGAAGGGUACCACAUGAAGGAGGAGGAUGUCUUCCCUGUAACACACAGCGUUGAGAUUGCCUGCAAUGACAACAAGCUCAGUCCGAUGAUGCUGUGACACACCGCCCCAGACCAUUACAGAUCCUCCACCUCCAAAUCGAUCCCGCUCCAGAGUACAGGCCUCUGUGUAAUGCUCAUUCCUUCGACGAUAAACGCAAAUCCGACCAUCACCCCUGGUGAGACACAACCUUGACUCGUCAGUGAAGAGCACUUUUUGCCAGUCCUGUCUGGUCCAGCGAUGGUGGGUUUGUGCCCAUAGGCGACGUUGUUGCCGGUGAUAUCUGGUGAGGACCUGCCUUGCAAUAGGCCUACAAGCCCUCAGUCCAGCCUCUCUCAGCCUAUUGUGGACAGUCUGAGCACUGAUGGAGGGAUAAUUGGCAGUUGUUGUUGCCAUCCUGUACCUGUCCCGCAGGUGUGAUGUUCGGAUGUACCGAUCCUGUGCAGGUGUUGUUACAUGUGGUCUGCCACUGCGAGGAUGAUCAGCUGUCCGCCCUGUCUCCCUGUAGCGCUGUCUUAGGCGUCUCACAGUACGGACAUUGCAAUUUAUUGCCCUGGCCACAUCUGCAGUCCUCAUGCCUCCUUGCAGCAUGCCUAAGGCACGUUCACGCAGAUGAGCAGGGACCCUGGGCAUCUUUCUUUUUGUGUUUUUCAGAGUCACUAGAAAGGCCUCUUUAGUGUCCUAAGUUUUCAUAACUGUGACCUUAAUUGCCUACGGUCUGUAAGCUGUUAGUGUCUUAACGACCGUUCCACAGGUGCAUGUUCAUUAAUUGUUUAUGGUUCAUUGAACAAGCAUGGAAAACAGUGUUUAAACCCUUUACAAUGAAGAUCAAAUGAAGAUCAGUGAAGUUAUUUGGAUUUUUACGAAUUAUCUUUGAAAGACAGGGUCCUGAGAAAGGGAUGUUUCUUUUUUUUGCUGAGUUUAGCUUGUCAAUUUGAAAGAGAGAGAGAGCGCUUUGACGCUUGUUGUGCCAGCAUAGUGGUUGAGUAUGCAAUGGAGUUGGCAGCAGGUGUGAUGUUUUCAUUCUCAACUGUUGCUUCUGUGACUAAUACCGUGUCAUAACACUGAAACCGAGCAAGGUGUUAGGACAUGAAUACAUGUUGUGACAUUUUUCACGCACUAUGGAAAUACUGGUUUCCUUGUUUUUUUUAGGCACAUUGGCCAUUGGCUGUAAAUUAUAUUGUCACAAAACUCUGGCUGAACUCUUGAAACUACUGCAUGUGAUUACUAAGAUACUUUCACUCUCUCUCACUCACUCACUGAGCCAGGUCAUUUUAAUGGAGGUCCAAGGUCAAUGGCCGGAGGUCUUCGAGGGCUCUGACAGACAAGAGGACUCUGGUUGGGAGGAUGAACUGCUGGGUAGCUCCACAAUCACCUUGGCUCCUCUGGUGGCCAACCCUCCUCCCCCUCCCGUUCGCCGAUCCCAGCCCCUCGUCAUCCGCAGAAGCAGGUAGGCCUACCUGACUUGACUUACACAAUGGCCAUGACUCUUUGGUUGGCAGUGAAUGAGACGUUCGAAUAUUGGGUCAUAUGUCACAUCAUGUUUUUGUAACCUUCAUAAACAGACUAUCCUGAAAAUAGAGACACUUUUAAUAUAAAUGGAUUGUGUAAUCGAUUGGUUAUAUUGUGUGAAAAAUGUUAUUUUCCUUUUUAUACAUUGUUGUAUUAUUGUAUUUGCGACUCACUUGUUUUUAUACAUUUUUCCAGAAUGAAAAGCGUGGAACUGUCCUCUGUUCCCUCUAUACCCAAUCCCUUUCCAGAGCUGUGCAGCCCCUCUCAAUCCCCAGUCCUGAUUGGCUCUCUCUCACCGCCGAGAAGUGACACACAUGUAAGUUCAAGGGCUGAAUUCAGCCAAGCCUACAUUUAUAAUAUUAUUAUUAUUAUUAUUAUAAUGUGAUUGGCUAUGCAAUCUUCAGGGAUAUUUUGCUGCAUUCAUUUGAUUGGCCAUGGGUAGGUAGAACUGUCAUAUUGAUAACAUUGCCUCUUUGGAAUACAGUAUAAGUUAAUUUGACUGGGUCUGGCAGAGAGGCCUCCAGAGGGGGUAUCAUGGAUUAAUGUUAUUGACUGUGUGGUUCGCAGGGGUUAAUUUGAUUUGCAGAGGCCCCUGGGUAUGCUUGUGUGUAUUUAACGCCAGGCGACAGACUGACACAAUGCCAUAGAUGCUCCUGGGCAUGACAACACUCACUCACCACAUACAAGCGUGCCACACGCACAUUCUAAUACACACACAUAAAGACAAACAAAAACACACAAUUUUCCUCCAAUUACUUCCACGGUAUCUUUACUUGUGGUAUAGUUGCACAAACAAAUUCCAUAACGUUGUGACACCAUCCAUCACUGUCCGGAUUAACAUAGGUUUGAAGGUUAGUUUUUAAGGUCAGUAGAGCUAUGUUAGUAACUUUACGUUCAUGCAAUCUUCUCUUUGCCUCAGGCUAAAGCCUUAAAGUAGUUGCAUAUUUUUGAAAACAGCUCAGAACUGACCUUCGAUCUCCAUACAAAUAAAUGUCAGUUUACAUUCAAUGUAAGGCGAUUGUAAAAUGGCAAAUUAUGCCAUGUCAAGGACAUUUUGUUUAAAAUGCCCUACUUAUGUGUUUAAUGUACUGUAUGUACCUAGCUACUAGGUACAGAUUGGUUUUGUUUUGCCCCAUGGCUACUGCAAACAUCAGAGCAAAAAUGUUCAACAUUUCACUAAGCUAUUUUGCUGACGGGUUGAAUUCAGCGGAUAUUGAUAUCUUGCUCGGAAAGAAUGUGCAAACAUCCCCUAUGAGCAGCGUUGGAGAUUGUUAUUUUUUUAAAAUAACUUGUUACAGUGUUACUUACUAUGAAAAGUAACUUGUUACAUUACUUUUGCGUUACCAAACACCUCUGAAGAUGCCUUGCAUCUUAGUCAUUAAUUCCUAUGCCCAGUAAAAGGCGCACACUACCUUUUGAAUGGCUUGCAUAGCCUAAACAAGGGGUGCAACUUUCACUGGGGACAGGGGGGACACCCCCACAUUCUGAAAUAGCAUUUAUGCCCCCCCCCCAGUUUUAUCAUUGGAAUGUGAUACAAACGAGGCAACGGUGUGCUUUAGGACCAUGCGUACGCCUCCGAGCGGUCGGGUAGGCUGUUUGGAGUGUUUAUCUGACUGAAAAAAUAUGUAGUAAUUAUGUCCCCCUCCCACUUCUAAAACCAAAGUUGCGCCCCUGGCCUAAACUAUCUGCAGUCUAUAACUCUGGGCUAUACCAACUCUACUAAUAAUGACAGACGCAAUAUCUCCUUUACAAUACUUAAAACAAAUUAUUUGCCUUUGUUGAAUUAUUUACACAGUGCCUUCGGAAAGUAUUCAGACCCCUUGACUUUUUCCACGUUUUGUUACGUUACAGCCUUAUUCUAAAAUGGAUUUAAAAAAAAAAUAAUCCUCAUCAAUCUACACACAAUACCCCAUAAUGACGAAAAGCGAAAACAGGAUUUUUAGACAUUUAUGAAAUGUAUUACAAAAUAAAAACAGAUACCUAAUUUACAUAAGUAUUCAGACCCUUUGCUAUGAGACUCGAAAUUGAGCUCAGGUGCAUCCUGUUUCCAUUGAGCAUCCUUGAUGUUUCUACAACUUGAUUGGAGUCCACCUGUGGUAAAUUCAAUUGAUUGGACAUGAUUUGGAAAGGCACACACCCUUCUAUAUAAAGUCCCACAGUUGACAGUGCAUGUCAGAGCAAAAACCAAGCCAUGAGGUCGAAGGAAUUGUCCGUAGAGCUCCGAGACAGGAUUGUGUCGAGGCACAGAUCUGGGGAAGGGUACAACAUUUUUUUUGCAGCAUUGAAGGUCCCCAAGAACACAGUGGCCUCCAUCAUUCUUAAAUGGAAGUAGUUUGGAACCACCAAGACUCUUCCUAGAUCUGGCCGCCCAGCCAAACUGAGCAAUCUGGGGAGAAAGGCCUUGGUCAGGGAGGUGACCAAGAACCCGAUGGUCACUCUAACAGAGCUCUAGAGUUCCUCUGUGGAAAUGGGAGAACCAUCCAGAAGGACAACCAUCUCUGCAGCACUCCACUCAUUUUAUUUAUCUUACCUUUAUUUAACUAGGCAAGUCAGUUAAGAACAAAUUCUUAUUUACAAUGACCGACUACACCGGCCAAACCCGGAUGACGCUGGGCCAAUUGUGCUACAGCCUGGAAUCAAACCAGGGGGUCUGUAGUGAUGCCUCAAGCACUGGGAUGCAGUGCCUUAGACCGCUGCGCCACUCAGGAGCCCAUCAGGCCUUUAUGGUAGUGGCCAGACGGAAGCUAUAACAGCCUGCUUGGAGUUUGCCAAAAGGCACCUAAAGACUCUCAGACCACGAGAAACAAGAUUCUCUGGUCUGAUGAAACCAAGAUUGAACUCUUUGGCCGGAAUGCCAACCGUCACAUCUGGAGGAAACCUGGCACCAUCCCUACGGUGAAGCAUGGUGGUGGCAGCAUCAUGCUGUGGGGAUGUUUUUCAGCGGCAGGGACGUGGAGACUAGUCAGGAAAGAUGAACGGAGAAAAGUACUGAGAGAUCCUUGAUGAAAACCUGCUCCAGAGUGCUCAGAACCUCAGACUGGGGCGAAGGUUCACCUUCCAACAGGAGAACGACCCUAAGCACACAGCCAAGACAAUGCAGGAGUGGCUUCGGGACCUCUCUGAAUGUCCUUGAGUAGCCCAGCCAGAGCCCGGACUUGAACCCAAUCGAACAUCUCUGGAGAGAACUGAAAAUAGCUGUGUAGAGCUUGAGAGGAUCUGCAGAGAGAAAUGGGAGAAACUCCCCGAAUACAGAUGUGCCAAGCUUGUAGCGUCAUACCCAAGAAGACUCGAGGCAGUAAUCGCUGCCAAAGGUACUUCAACAAAGUACUGAGUAAAGGGUCUGAAUACUUACACUACCGGUCACUUACACACCUACUCAUUGAAAGGUUUAUCUUUAUUUUUACUAUUUUCUACAUUGUAGAAUAAUGAAAUAACACAUAUGGAAUCAUGUAGUAACCAAAAAAGUGUUAAACAAAUCUAAAUAUUUGGUAUAUUUGAUAUUCUUCAAAUAGCUACCCUUUGCCUUGAUGACAGCUUUGCACACUCUUGGUAUUCUCUCUACCAGCUUCACCUGGAAUGCUUUUCCAACAGUCUUGAAGGAGUUCCCACAUAUUCUGAGCACUUGUUGGCUGCUUUUCCUUCACUUUGCAGUCCGCCUCAUCCCAAACCAUCUCAAUUUGGUUGAGGUUGGGGGAUUGUGGAGGCCAGGUCAUCUGAUGCAGCACUCCAUCACUCUCCUUCUUGGUAAAAUAGCCCUUACACCGCCUGGAGGUGUGUUGGGUUAUUGUCCUGUUGAAAAACAAAUGAUAGUCCUGCUAAGCCCAAAGCAGAUGGGCUGGCGUAUCGCUGCAGAAUGCUGUGGUAGCAGUGCUGGUUAAGUGUGCCUUGAAUUCUCAAUAAAUCUCAGACCGUGUCACCAGCAAAGCACCCCCACACCAUAACACCACCACCUCCAUGCUUUACGGUGGGAAAUACACGUGCAGAGAUCAUCCGUUCACCCACACCGCAUCUCACAAAGACACGGCGGUUGGAACCAAAAAUCUCCAAUUUGGACUCCUGACUAAAGGACACUUUUCCACCGGUCUAAUGUCCAUUGCUCUUGUUUCUUGGCCCAAGCAAGUCUCUUCUUCAUAUUAGUGUCCUUUAGUAGUGGUUUCUUUGCAGCAAUUUGACCAUGAAGGCCUGAUUCACACAGUCUCCUCUGAAAAGUUGAUGUUGAGAUGUGUCUGUUACUUGAACUCUGUGAAGCAUUUAUUUGGGCUACAAUUUCUGAGGCUGGUAACUCUAAUGAACGUAUCCUCUGCAGCAGAGGUAACUCUGGGUCUUCCAUUCCUGUGGCUGUCCUCAUGAGAGCCAGUUUAAUCAUAGUGCUUGAUGGUUUUUGCGACUGUACUUGAAGAAACUUUCAAAGUUCUUGAAAUGUUCCGUAUUGACUGACCUUCAUGUCUUAAAGUAACGAUGGACUGUCAUUUCUCUUUGCUUAUUUGAGCUGAUCUUGCCAUAAUAUGGAAUUGGACUUUUACCAAAUAGGGCUAUCUUCUGUAUACCCCCCCUACCUUGCCACAACACAACUGAUUGGCUCAAACACAGUAAGAAGGAAAGAAAUUCCCCAAAAUUAACUUUUUAAGAAGGCACACUUGUUAUUUGAAAUGCAUUCCAGGUGACUACCUCAUGACGCUGGUUGAGAGAAUACCAAGAGUGUGCAAAGCUGUGAUGAAGGCAAAGGGUGGCUUUUUGAAGAAUCACACUUUUUUGGUUACUACAUGAUUCCAUAUGUGUUAUUUCAUAGUUUUGAUGUCUUCACUAUUAUUCUACAAUGUAGGAAAUAGUCAAAAUAAAGAAGAAACCUUGAAUGAGUAGGUUUUCUAAGACUUUUGACCGGUAGUGUAUUUACAUUUUAGUCAUUUAGCAGAUGUGAUAUGUCCGUUUUUUUUCUUCAAAUUUUUAUAAAUUUCCAAAUUUUCUAAAAACCUGCUUUUGCUUCGUCAUUAUGGGGUAUUGUGUGUAGAUUGAUGUGGGGGGGGAAAUUAUUUAAGCAAUUUUAGAAUAAGGCUGUAACGUAACAAAAUGUGGAAAAGGUCAAGGGGUCUGAAUACUUUGCGAAUGCACUGUAUCAAACCAACUGGGCAAAGUGAAAUGAGAGUUGAAAUAUCAGAACAACUGGCUACCAAUCUGUUUUACCCACUGAUAUGAACUGGGCAGAGAGAUAACUAUACAAUCACAUUGUGUUGUGACCUUUCCAUUAUGUUUAAUUUUAUAUUCUUAUCAACUGAGCCUAACUCUUAUCUAGCUACAUUGUUUGCUUUAUUACCAGACAAUAAAUGGGGCACUCGCCUGAACCCAAUGAUCCUGUGUUUGUGUGUGAAUCCUGCAAGUAGCAUCAGUCAAGAUUCAAUGGGUCACAUCUUGCCUUUUCUUCUACCAAUUCAAAGUAAUGCGAAUACUGCCACGAUAAAAGCUAUUGUCUCUCAUCUCGCUAGAUAUCUAACUGCCGGCUACCAUGCCAGCUACCCACCUCAACGUUCGUGCAGGAACAGGAAGAGCGUGACGAACGUUGCCUAGGUGGAGAGAUUACUUUUUUUUUUUUUUGCGCCAAGAAAGAAAAAGGGAAAUAAUAUUGUAGAAGUAACUGAUUACUUUAAAAAAAACAACGAACGCUUUAGUUUACUCGUUACCACCAAAAAGUAAUCGGAGAUUACUCUAACGCAUUACUUAACACUGCCCACGAGACUCCAAGCAUUUGUCCAUUAUCUGGCCUGUCGUCAUCUCUUGCGGAACGAGUCUGCGUUCGCUAAAUAACAGGUGAAGUUUAAAUCCGGUUGUACUGGUUUUGGAGUUGGCUGAGGAGAUCGCUAGAGGCUGCAUCGGGAGUGUCACAAGUCCUCAAUGUAACCUGUACCUGGCUCUCCUCUCAGGCCUUGGGGGCCCGGGCUAGGCCUUGUGCCAGUCCCAGCAGACCGGUUCUGGAACAAGGUAGGAGGAGGGACAGAGGAGGUGAAAGAUCUUGUAAAUAAGAGGGGGAGAGAGAGAGCGGUAGAGAGAUUGAACAAGACAAGUUCAAGGGGAGGGUGAAGUGUCAAGGGAGAUAAAGGAUUAUUUUGAGCUGUCACUAUAAAAGCUGUUGACUGAUUCUUGCCAUCAGAAACCCAGUCUCUCACCCUGGUUAAGCUUUGAUGUGACAGUUCCUAUUGCUAUUAAUUCCUAUUGUUCAUUUAUGAUGUUCAUUUAUGAUGUGCACUUUGCCCGUUGACACUAGCGUGCCAGCAGUAACAUCAUCUCUUUUUAAUCCUUUAAUUUAUUUUCAUUGUUUUGUUUUUUUGUUGCCUUGAUGUUGGAUUUGUUUUUGUUUGUGUUUGUCUUGGUAUGCAUGUGUAUGUACGUUGAAUAUUGCACAAUGUACUCCGUUUUCUCAAUGUAGUAUCUCUUUCUCUGUCUGGUUCUCUGUCUAGCUGAUCAAGGUGUUUGGUGAGGACAGUCACAGUCGGUCCCUGUGGGUGAUACCCAGGGCCACAGCCAGGGAUGUGUGCCAUUUGUUGGUGCAGACAGCCCACUGCAGCGACCAGGAGAACUGGGCUCUGAUAGAGCUGCAUCCAGCCCUGGGCCUGGGUAAGACUGGACUGCACACUGUCCAAACAUUGCCCAGCAAAAUGCCAUUAUUGGCAUUCCAAUUAUUUGCAAUUGUUUUUGGAAUGUUCGUGGGUUUUCUAAAGGCGAGUUUACAUCAAAAAGAUUAGACGAGAUGAGACAACUGGAGUACGGUGUCCAUAUUAGGACAGCGUCAGACUCAUAAGGAGUUGGUUUCAGACUCACUCUGACUUGAAAAAGCCUGCAUACCCAGUAGCACUCCAGGAGGUGGGUUGGCCACCCCUGUCCUACACUGUGUAAAGUAUUUCUCCCUGGGUUUUCCCCCCCAGAGCGAGUUCUGGAGGACCACGAGGUGGUGGUGGAGGUGCAGACUGCCUGGCCCCCAGAGAGCGACACCAAGCUUCUGUUCCGCAAGAACUACGCCAAAUAUGAGUUCUUCAGGAAACCUGUGGUAGGCCUGCUGAGCUCUUCUGCAUCCUCUAUCAUUUGUCUAGGAAGAGAAGCUAUUUCAAAGCCAAAUGCCAAAGGCCCUGCUCAAUACAUAGUCACUCAGAGAUCAGCUUAGAUGGAUGGAAGGAAAUUGUGAUGAACAGUAUAACAUACAAGGUGCUCUAACAUUAUGCAUUAUAUAAAAGGAUUCUGAUCGGAUCUUAUGUUAUGCCAGAUUGUUGGCUGUACUGCUUUUAGUCAGACGUAUGAGUAACUGUUUGUUAAUAAUCACUGUCAUCUAGACGUCCUGGUAGAAUCAGUGUUAACAUUGUGUUCUUAUCACAUUCACGUUUCUCUUCCUGUUCAUUUAACACGGCUGACUUCAUACACGCACGCAUACACAUACUCACAUGGUAUUUAAAAAAAAAUAUAUUUCUUAACUUAUUAGCAUGGUAGGCAAGUUGAUUCGCACAGGUGUGCGUGUCUUUGCAUGUACAGACAGUAGGCAAAAUAAACCUUUGUCAGGUUUUAAACAUUUGCUUUGAUUUGCAUGACAUAUUGCCUCAACCCCUUGAAACACUGCUAUCAAGACUUGCUCAUAACCCUCCAUAAAGGCUCUAGAGAGACCUUAUGUUAUCUAAAUAGCCCUUUGGUUUACAACUGUAGCUUCCUGUUACAGCUGUUCUUCCCCGAGCACAUGAUCUCAGACAGUGCUGAUGUCACCAAGGGCAUGACCUCAGCAGAACUCAUCCAGGUAAGCAGCCUACUGUAGGGAAAUAGAACAAGGCCUACUGCCCUGGUAUAGCUUCUCCUUUGUUCUGUAUGUUAGGUUUCACUCUAGCUGUGGAUAAACUAGAUGUGAAUCCCUAUAUCAGGUUGUCAGGAAAGUAUAUCAGGAAACAAAUUUAAUUGGCAGAUAUUGAGAAUGACAUUUCAAUCAUGUCAGAGGAUGUACAGAAACAGUCUUUUGGAAUGGUUUUUAGUUCAGUAGUUCAAGUGAUUUCAAUUUUGAACCUUGUUGAUUUCAAUGCUUUUCUUUGGUUUAUCCACUGUAUCUUUGUCUUUGACCCAGAUGUUGUUUCCUUGCCUCUCUCCAGAAUCUGCUGCAGUUGGGGACAUGUCCUGAGAUCCAGGGCUUCCUCCACGUCAGAGAGCCCAGCCGCAAAGCCUGGAAGAAAGUCUACUUCUUCCUCCGACGUUCAGGCCUCUACUGCUCCACCAAAGGCUCAUCAAAGGUUAGCCAUGGAGCACAACAUUUUGAUAGAAAUAGAACAUCCAGAACAGCUAGCCCCACUGAAAGUAAUUUACAAGAAAUGGCAAAGGUACAUAAAGAUGGUGGAUUUCAGAAAUUACGUUAUUGUUUUAGCACUAUGCACAGAGUUUCUAAACUACGGUGUGCGACAUGGUUUAAUAAACCAAUAAAUCAGCACAAUCUACUUUUUUGUUUUUUCAAAUUGGUGACGUCUUGGAGCUAAAAUUGGGAUCAUGUAUACUGUGCUAAUGACGACACAAAAAAAGGGUAACAGAGAGUAAUGUACAAGUGGCCAAACUUAGCACACAAUGUGUUUGUGGUAAGUGCAUGGAGGACACCAUUUUCAUACAUAUCCACUAUUUAAUGCACAUUCAUUUAGUUUUAGGCUUUCCAUUUCAAAUCAAUGGUUGAAUAACUUGGGGCCGCAUAGUUACUGUACAUGUAUGUAGAUAUUUGUAGUAUAUUGUUUCGAUAUGCCCCAUCGACAGAUAGCAUGGACUGUCUGACGGUCUGAUUGUCUGUCUCUGAUGGUCUGUGUGUCCUAGGAGCCCCGUCACCUCCAGUACGUGGCUGACCUGGAAGACCUGAACGUCUACAGUAUCACCAACAGCCGCAAGCUCUAUGGUGCCCCUGUGGACUUCACCUUCUGCGUCAAGGUAACCAUUACAACCAUCCAGGGCUCCGUUCAAGAGAACAAUGUUUAGAAAUGUUCUGAAAUAGGAUGCUUAGAUGUUUCUUUGUGUGUAGCCCAGCAAAGACCGUAUUCGUGCGCAGGACUUGAAGCUGCUGUGUGCGGAGAACGAACAAACACGCACCUGCUGGACCUCUGCAUUUAGACUAUUCAAGGUGAGGAGAAACCAGUACUCGAAUAUCAUUACAUCAUGACCUGAACUUUAUUAUGGAAGCAGAUUCAUGCCAAAACAAACACAAAUAAAAGGUAAGAUGGUGGAUAAAUAAUUUAAAAAAAACUUGAUAGAAACAUGUGCUUACAUUUUUACUUUCCUCCUGUGUCUGCCGGAGCAGUAUGGGAGGCAGCUGCAUUGUAACUACCAGCUGUCCCAGUCAGCACCUUGCCUUCUGGAGGCUGUGUCUCAGCGGUGUGAGUCGGAGGCCAGCCUGGUCGCCAUGGACUUUUCAGGGAAGGCGGGGGGCCGGGUCAUCCAGAAUGCCUGGGAGGCCCAGAGUGCAGAGAGGGAGGAGGGACAGGCAUGGAGGGUAAGGAUAACUGGGUAGGAUGGUGGGGUGGAGAAUGAAACUGGACAGAGAUAAAGAUCGUUGAGGUGUAUUUAUUUUUUAUCCUUUAUUUAACCAGCUAAGUCACAUUUAAGAAUUACAUAUAUUUUUCAAGUAAGCCCAGCAUACAUAUAGUUCCACAUGAGACAACACCACAUAAAACACAACAAUGAAUGGAAGUUAAAACAGUGCAAAGUGUUCCAAGAUAAUACAAAAAUAGAGAGGUCAGGUGACCAAGAGCAGGAACAUGGGGAUUGGGGUAAGAGGGUCACGGGAGGAAUAACAAGCCAACAGACCAGGUUGUUGUUGGAGGUGUGUUAGCAUUGUGUGCAGUCUGGAGUUACUAGUGAGUAUGACCUCUCUUGUCUCUCAGAGGAGAGAAGCCUUGAGGUGCAGCCUACCCAACCUUACCCCAGGAUCUCGGCCCUCUUGUGAGUCCAGUCAAACAAAUUGUUUCACAUUCACAGUGAUUCCCAAACAGAAUAUAUUUGUUCAGGACAUUGAUCUAAAUGGUAAAUGAGUGUGUGUUUGUGUGUAUUACACAGCCAUCCACAGGACCCAGCCCUGGUUCCAUGGUGGUGUGUCGCGAAAGCAGGCCCAGAGGCUGAUCGAGGAGCAGGGAUUGGUGGACGGGUGUGUGUGCUUGUUGUGGGCACAGCUUUGCAUGUAGCUCCUUUGCAUGUAGCUUAGUUUGUAAACAACAUGCUCACCUUGGGGUGACAUCUACCACAUUGUGUGUGUGUGUUUAGGAUGUUCCUGAUUCGUGAGAGCCAGCAGCAUGCCCAGUGUUUUGUCCUCUCGCUGUGUUACAAGCUGAAGACCAAACACUACCUCGUCAUCCCUGUGAGUGGACUUUCCUCUGCCCCGUCAUGUCAGCCUUGCAUUGUCCUUAUAGCCUUGCUAUCUCAUAGUCUCAUACUAGAUAUAUAUGAUACUGAUAGAGUAACCGUGUUUUUCAUCAUAAUUUGGCACAAACAGGUAUGCAGAUUACAGCUAGUUAUCUAACUCCGGUAUCAUAUAUAUGUUUUUGCGCUAAUUGUGUGAUCCUGACAGAUGAGCAUAUAAAUGAUUAUUUUAUUGUGAAACCCUUUCCUUAAACUCGUUUCUCUGUGCAGUGUGAGGAGGGCGGUAGGAAGUACUACACCAUGGACGAUGGCCUCACCCUCUUCAUUGACCUACUGCAGCUGGUGGAGUUUCACCAGAUCAACAAAGGCAUCCUCCCUGUCUGCCUCAAACACCCCUGUGUCUGUGUCGCCCUCUGACCACUGUGCUAGGGACACCCCAUAUGACUCCAGGGACACCCCAUAUGACUCCAGGGACACCCCAUAUGACUCCAGGGACACCCCAUAUGACUCC
Coregonus sp. 'balchen' is the source of this 16111-nucleotide messenger RNA. The record is from the annotation of a GenBank genome assembly. Lineage: Eukaryota; Metazoa; Chordata; Actinopteri; Salmoniformes; Salmonidae.